CUUCAAAGGCAGCCACUCCUCACACUCCCCAAAUCUUUGCUCAACACCCUUCUCUCCCAAAUCACCCUUCAAAAUCCCAACUUUGCUCCCGCCUUUCUCCAUAAUUCCAAUCCAAUCCUUCUUUUUGAUGUACUGCAUCCUCUAGUCUCCAGAUUUUCUUGGGUUGUGGGGAAGCAUGUGGAGAAUCCUAGCCAAACAAGCCGCUACUUCAUCAAAAACCAAGCUUUCCUUGCACCCCCAAUUCAAAUCUGCUCUCAAAUUCUCUAAAGAACCAAGCUUUUUGAAAAGCAAGCAUUUUGAAACUUGGGUGUGCAGAAAGUAUGGAUCUUUGUUAGUGGGUUCAGUCCAGAUUGGUGAAUUGGGCAGACCCAGUUUGCGGAAUAAUCCCGGUUACCCUUUUGGGUAUUGCAGAGGGUAUGCCAGCUCUGCUGAGGCGAUUGCCUCCACUGAUGAGGAGUCCGGGUCGGAAGAGAUUCAGGUAAUGCUGGAGGAUUUGGUGAGGGAGUGUAAGGUGGAGGAUGAUUCGAAGCAGCCGAAGAGGUUGGUUAGUGGAAUGGGGGCAGGAAAGUAUGGCAUUUUGAGGAGGAGGCAGGUGAAACUUGAGACUGAGGCUUGGGAAGACGCGGCCAAUGAGUAUCAGGAGCUUUUGAGUGAUAUGUGUCAGCAGAAGCUUGCGCCGAAUUUGCCUUAUAUUAAGUCAUUGUUUUUGGGAUGGUUUGAGCCUUUGAGGGAUGCCAUUGCAGCUGAGCCGGAGAGUUGGGCCGGUAAGAAGGGUAAUUGCAGGCCUAGCCAUGCUCCAUAUUUUGAGCUGUUGCCGCCGGAUAAGAUGGCUGUUAUUACAAUGCAUAAGUUGAUGGGGUUGUUGAUGACUAACAGUGGUGGAGUUGGGGCUGUCAAGGUGGUUCAGGCUGCUUGCGCUAUUGGUGAAGCUAUCGAGAAUGAGGUUAGGAUACUCAGAUUUUUGGAGAAGACAAAGAAGAAGAGCAUUGCUACUAAGAAACCUAAAGCUGAAUCUGAUACUGUGACCAGUGAACACGAGAAUCUUAUGAACGGACUGGAGCAAGAGCAACUAACCAAAGAACAGGAGCAAGAAAAACUAACCAAAGAACAGAGGCUGAGGAAAAAGGUUACGAAGUUGCUUAAAAUGAAGAAACUUCAGCAAGUAAAAGAAAUUGUGAAGGAACAAGAUGACUUAAAGCCAUGGAAUCAAGAAGCUCAUGUUAAGGUUGGCUGUCGACUGAUUCAGUUAAUGACGGAAACAGCUUAUAUACAACCUGCAGUUGAUCAAUUAGGAGAUUCUCCACCUGAUUUUCGCCCAGCAUUCAUGCAUACCCUUAAGACUAUAACAAAAGAGGCACAGAAGACCAACAGGAGAUAUGGUGUUAUUGAGUGCGACCCAUUAGUUCGCAAAGGGAUGGAGAAAACGGCAAGGCACAUGGUCAUUCCUUAUAUGCCUAUGUUGGUGCCUCCACUUAACUGGACAGGGUACGAUAAAGGAGCACAUUUAUUCUUACCCUCUUAUGUUAUGCGAACUCAUGGAGCGAAACAACAGCGCCAAGUCCUAAAAUCGACUCCUAGGAAGCAAUUAGAACCUGUUUUUGAGGCGCUGGAUACUCUUGGAAGUACCAAAUGGAGGAUAAACAAAAGGGUACUUGGUGUAGUGGACAGGAUAUGGGCUAGUGGAGGCGGUCUUGCUGACUUGGUUAGCCGUGAAGAUGAUACUUUACCUGAAGACCCAGACACGGAAGAUGAGGCAGAAAUGAGAAAAUGGAAAUGGAAAGUUAAAGCUGUGAAAAAGAAGAAUAGUGAAAGGCACUCGCAGCGGUGUGAUACAGAACUUAAACUUGCUGUAGCUCGAAAGAUGAAGGAUGAGGAAGGCUUCUACUAUCCGCACAAUCUUGAUUUCCGUGGCCGUGCCUACCCCAUGCACCCAUAUCUAAAUCAUCUUGGUUCCGAUAUGUGCAGAGGCGUCCUGGAGUUCGCAGAGGGACACUGUCUUGGAAAAUCUGGCUUACACUGGUUGAAGAUACAUUUGGCAAAUUUAUAUGCUGGUGGUGUUGACAAGCUCUCCUAUGAUGAUCGAGCAGCAUUUACGGAGAACCAUGUAGACGAAAUUUUUGAUUCCGCGGACAGACCUCUUGAAGGAAGACGGUGGUGGUUGGGUGCCGAAGAUCCUUUCCAGUGCUUGGCAGCAUGCAUUAAUCUCACUGAAGCAUUGAGAAGCCCUUCACCGGAGACUACAAUUUCUUAUAUGCCUGUUCACCAGGAUGGUUCAUGUAAUGGUUUACAACACUAUGCUGCCCUUGGAAGGGACAAGCUUGGAGCAGCUGCUGUAAAUCUUGUUGGGGGAGAGAAACCCGCUGAUGUUUACUCAGGAAUUGCUGCCAGGGUACUUGAUAUAAUGCGCACAGAUGCAGAGAAAGAUCCAGCCAUUAAUCCAAAUACAUUGCACGCUAGGCUUUUGAUUAAUGAGGUCAACCGUAAAUUGGUGAAGCAGACAGUUAUGACCUCUGUAUAUGGUGUUACUUAUAUUGGUGCACGCGAUCAAAUUAAGAAGAGACUAAAGGAGCGUGGUACGAUAGCUGAUGACGCGGUGCUGUUUUCUGCAUCUUGCUAUGCUGCUAGAACCACCUUGACUGCCCUAGGAGAGAUGUUUGAAGCUGCCAGAAGUAUUAUGAGUUGGCUGGGUGAAUGUGCGAAGGUUAUAGCUGCAGAGAAUCAUCCAGUUCGAUGGAUCACGCCCCUUGGACUUCCUGUUGUACAACCAUACCGGCAAUUAGGAAGGCAUCUUAUUAAGACUUCCCUUCAGGUGCUGACAUUACAGAGAGAAACAGACAAGGUCAUGGUUAAACGGCAGAGGACAGCCUUUCCCCCCAAUUUUGUGCACUCCCUUGAUAGUACCCACAUGAUGAUGACUGCUCUUGCCUGCAAGAAGGCAGGGUUAAAUUUUGCAGGAGUGCAUGAUUCAUACUGGACGCAUGCAAGUGACGUUGACGAAAUGAAUAGGAUACUAAGAGAAAAGUUUGUUGAACUUUACGAGCAACCAAUAUUGGAGAAUUUGUUGGAGAGCUUUCAAGAGUCUUUCCCCAAACUUAUUUUUCCUCCUUUACCGGAUCGUGGAGACUUUGAUCUCAGACAAGUUCUCGGAUCUACUUAUUUCUUCAACUAGUAUGACCCAGUUGAUUGCUUGCCUGCUAGUCCUUAUGUCAUCCAAUCAGGGUGAUGCAGUUAAUUCGCAUUCUCAUUUACAGACACAAGUCUUGUCAUGAUCAGUUUCAAAUCCCUGUGAAGGAGAGGUUGUUCAGAAGAAAAAAAGAGCUUGAUGUUUGGCUUCUGGAAAUAAUGUCCUGCUGGUAUGCUUGUACAUAUCUAGAUACAAUAGCUGGAAAUAACUUACAGGACAUGGCUAUCUUCUGGAUCCGCUAUUUGUAAGGAUUCGAAAUAAGAAGGCCAACAACCUGCAGCAUUUCUCAAAAGAACAGCUUCAUCGGUGUAGUUCAGAGAAAGUUAAAAUGAUCAAACAUUAUCAGAAGUUCAGAACGUUGGUGAGUUGAUCAAACAGAAGUGCAAGACGACGGUAUAUGUACGCUUGGGAGAUUGCUAUUUCAACAAAGUUGAUUAGUGUAGGUUGGGUGGGUUUAUGAUUAUUAUUCACUUGCAUGCAUAGAAGGUCAACACAAUUGUUGUCAGUGUUUUGUGUUAGGAACUGUACAUCACUCUUUUGUAUUCAUUUAUAGGAAGUGUAGAAUAAGUACAUUACCGAUUCUUGUUUGUUUGGAUACUUGUUCUGAUAUAAAGUGAAACAUGACAG
Messenger RNA from Fragaria vesca subsp. vesca, 3811 nucleotides. RefSeq names its product DNA-directed RNA polymerase 1, mitochondrial-like. The record is from RefSeq and is a predicted model, not a curated record. Bases 176 to 3169 code for a protein of 997 amino acids. Lineage: Eukaryota; Viridiplantae; Streptophyta; Magnoliopsida; Rosales; Rosaceae. Gene Ontology annotation, biological process: mitochondrial transcription. Gene Ontology annotation, molecular function: DNA-directed RNA polymerase activity; DNA binding. Gene Ontology annotation, cellular component: mitochondrial DNA-directed RNA polymerase complex. The transcript has 18 exons.